This is a messenger RNA of Parnassius mnemosyne (clouded apollo), 6342 nucleotides long. The record is from the annotation of a GenBank genome assembly. Lineage: Eukaryota; Metazoa; Arthropoda; Insecta; Lepidoptera; Papilionidae.
AGUUUACCAAAUUGUGACCAAUUUAUAUUAUUUAUUUAGUCAUAUUCAUAUUUCAUAAGUUAUUCUGUCUAUAUAUUGAAUAUGGGCCAGGGCAAAAGUCAAUUUUCGGAAGAAGAACUUCAAGAUUACGAAGACCUUACAUAUUUCACUAAGAAGGAAGUUUUGUACGCUCAUCAGAAAUUUAAAGCUCUAGCACCAGAAAAAGUUGGGCAUAAUAAAAAUGCUAAACUGCCAAUGGCAAAGAUUCUGCAGUAUCCAGAACUAAGGGUUAAUCCAUUUAGAGACCGUAUAUGCAAAGUGUUUAGCUCCAGUAAUGAUGGUGAUUGUACAUUUGAAGACUUUCUGGACAUGAUGUCUGUGUUUAGUGACACAGCUCCUAAGGCAGUAAAAGCUGAACAUGCUUUCAGGAUAUUUGAUUUUGAUGGUGAUGACAUGAUAGGUGUUUCCGAUUUACGUGAAGUAAUCAAUCGGCUUUGUGGACCAGAGCACAAGUUAACCGACUCUGAAAUACAACAACUUGUUCAAAAUGUGUUAGAAGAGGCAGAUCUGGAUGAUGAUGGUGCACUCUCUUUUGCAGAAUUUGAGCAUAUCAUAGACAAGAGCUCAGACUUUUGUCAGUAAGUAACAAAAGGGAAUAUUUACUAGAAAUAAGAUUUACCAGACAACAUAUUUAUAUACAUAAUUUUCUUGCUAAGUAGUAUAUAGUAUAUAAUAGUGUAUAAUAGUUCUUGCUAGUAAGUAUUUAACAUGAGUCAUGCUGCACCUGCAGCUGUGUUAUGGCUGCAGCAUAAAUAUAUUGGCUCGACUGGAUAAAGGCCACACUCUCAUAGAAUACCAACAUAAAAGAAGUAUAAUGUUUCUUGAACAUUUAAUCUUAGUCCAUCGGGGGAAACAGUGUAUCAGCAUUUUGAUUUUUUUAUUGAUGAUAGAUGUAGGUGGCAAUUUAUCACAGCAUCCACUUACCAACAGGUGGUUACCAGGCCUUAUUGGUUUGAACAUAAGGGUGCUGUCAAUCACGCAAUUAUUAUAUAAAUUGUUAGCUUUGGGUUUCUAUGCAUUGUGACUACAUUCUACCCUAUCUGCAAUCUUAUUGCAUAACUGUCAAAUUAGGUAAGAAUAAAUUAGGAUGCCGUGUAAUGGCAGUUAGGAAUAUCCACUACCCCAUAUCUUCCCGUGGGAGUCGUAAAAGGCGACAAAGGGAAAAAGGCAGGAGAUGGGCAGCAGCAUCUUCCUGGUAACGGCAAAAAUACAAUAAAAAAACUGCGGUUGCCAACCCGCUCGCAAAGCGUGGCAACUAUGGCAAUAUACCCCCCAUGAUGAAAGUUACGAAGAGACGGCCCCCAGUCCCCGGCGGCCCCGCUAUUCCUGGCUACGGUGGCGACCAUGGUAACGGCGGGGCAGGGGGUGCUAAGAAUCUCCGGUGGAGGUUCGGUUGCCACCUACGACGACUCGACCUGGCAACAUACAACGCACGCACCCUGAGCACUGACGAGAAGAUUGUGGAGCUGGAAGAAGAGAUAGACAAGUUACGCUGGCAUAUUAUAGGAUUAUCCGAAGUCCGAAGAGAGGGGGAGGACACGGUAAUCCUCGAUUCCGGCAACUUGCUAUAUUACCGGGAGGGCGACCAUCUGUCCCAAGGAGGUGUCAGAUUUAUCAUCCACAAGUCUCUCGUUAACAACGUUGUAAAGAUUGAGAGUGUGUCGACGAGGGUUGCGUACCUUAUACUCAGAAUCAUCUAACGGUAUUCGCUGAAGGUCAUACAGGUUUACGCACCAACCUCGGCACACCCCAAUCAGGAGGUGGAGGAAAUGUAUGAGGAUAUCUCUAGAGCCAUGCAUUCCUCCAAAACCCAAUAUACGGUGUUAAUGGGAGACUUCAAUGCAAAACUAGGCACAAGAGAGAACGUUGAGCUGAAAGUGGGGAAAUUUGGAAUAGGGCAACGGAACCCAAGGGGCCAGCAGCUGGCCGACUUCAUGGAGAAAGAGGGACUCUUUAUGAUGAACUCUUUCUUCCAGAAGCGGCCCUGGAAGGAAGUGAACCUGGUCGAGCCCCGACGGUUCGACAAAAAAUGAGAUUGACUUCAUUAUCACGACCAGACGACAACUGUUCAUUGAUGUCUCAGUGAUCGCGAGGGUGAAAAUCGGCAGCGAUCACCGAAUGGUUAGAGGCACACUGAACCUAAACGUUAAGUUGGAGAGGUCUCGUCUAAUGAAGUCAACGCUCCGUCCCCCUCGUGCUCUAAUCCGAAGUCCCGAAACCUUUCAGCUCGAGUUACAAAACCGUUUUCAGUGCCUGACAAGCUCGUGGAAACUGUCCAUGCGUUCGGAGCUAAGUUCUGCAAGACCCGCCGCAGAAGAACACAAAAACUCUCCGAUCACACUCUUAAUCUCUUGGCUGUUAGACGGGAGAUGAAGCUACAUUCUUCAACAGAUUUGACAGCAUACAGGCAACUGAACAUACAGAUCUCCAAAUGGAUGCGGCGGGACUUACGCCACUUCAAUACAGCUCGUAUUGAAGAAGCGAUCGAGCGGAACCAAGGCUCCAAAGUCUUUGCCAGAGAUCUGUCUGCCAGAAAGAGCCAACUGUCAAAGCUGAAGACCGAAUGUGGCAGCAUCGUUUCCGGGGCACCUGAGAUUUUGAGUGAGAUUGAGAGGUUCUAUGGGCAGCUGUACACGUCAUCGUUGGAGCCGCACGCAAGUGUGAGUAAUGAUCCAAGAGCGAGUCUUAUCCGACAUUAUUCCGAUGAUAUCCCGGACGUCAGUCUGAGCGAGAUUAGAAUGGCUCUCCAGCACCUUAAAAACGGCAAGGCCUCAGGCGAGGAUGGAAUUACAGCGGAGCUUCUGAAAGCGGGUGGAAAACCGGUACAACCGGUACCGGUGAAGUCCUUCAGAAGCUCUUUAAUUCCGUCCUCCAAGGUGGCAUUACACCGGAGGCGUGGAGCAGAAGUGCGGUGGUCUUGUUCUUCAAGAAAGGCGACAACGCUCUCUUGAAGAACUACAGACUGAUUUCCCUCCUGAGCCGCGUCUACGUGCUGUUUUCGAGAGUCAUUACGAAUCGUCUCGCGCGCAGACUUGACGACUUCCAGCCUCCCGAACAAGCCGGUUUCCGAAAAGGCUUUAGCACCAUAGACCACAUACAUACCCUCCGGCAAAUUGUACAGAAGUCCGAGGAGUACAAUUUGCCACUAUGUCUGGCGUAUGUGGACUAUGAGAAAGCCUUUGAUUCCGUCGAAAUUUGGGCGAUGCUGCAGUCCCUUCAGCGAUGCCAAGUUGACUGUCGGUAUAUCGAAGUUUUGAAGUGCUUGUACAGUAGGGCUAAGAUGGCUAUCCGAGUACAGAACUAGAGUACGAAACCUAUCCAAUUGCAGAGAGGUGUAAGACAGGGUGACGUCAUAUCCCUGAAACUCUACCGCUGCAUUGGAAGAUGUUUUCAAGCUUCUGGACUGGAAAGGAUACGGUAUGAACAUCAAUGGCAAGUACAUCACUCACCUUCGAUUUGCCGACGAUAUAGUCCUUAUGGCAGAAUCGCUGGAGGACCUAAGCACUAUGCUCAAUGACCUCAAUAGUGUUUCCCAACGGAUAGGUCUUAAGAUGAACAUGGACAAAACAAAGAUCAUGUUUAAUGUCCAUGUCACACCUAUGCCGGUAGUUGUUGGGAACACUAAGCUCGAAGUUGUUGACGAGUAUGUUUACCUGGGACAAAUAGUCCGACUAGGUAAGUCCAACUUCGAACGAGAGGUCAAUCGACGGAUUCAAUUCGUUUGGGCAGCAUUCGGGAAAUUACGGCACAUCUCGUCAGGUAUACCUCAAAACUUGAUAACGUAUACCUCAAAACUUGAUAACGUAUACCUCAAAACUUGAUAACGAGACUGUACACCCAGUGCGUGUUGCCAGUGAUGACAUACGGAACAGAGACGUGAUCCUUCACUGCUGGCCGGAUGAGGAAGCUCAAGGUCGCUCAGCGAGCUAUGGAGAGGGCUAUGCUCGGAGUUUCUCUGCGUGAUAAACUCAGAAAUGAGGAUAUCCGCAGUAGAACCAGAGUGACCGACAUAGCCCAACGGAUUAGUAAGUUGAAGUGGCAAUGGGCCGGCCAUAUAGCUCGAAGAACCGUCAACCGAUGGGGAAGAAAGGUUCUCGAGUGGCAGCCUCAUACCGGCAGGCGAAGUGUAGGGUGUCCCCCCACUAGAUGGAGUGACAAACUGGUAAGAUAUGCAGGAAGUCGAUGGAUGCAGGUGGCUCAGGACCGUGCUUUGUGGCAUUCUUUGGGGGAGGCCUAUGUUCAGCAGUGGACUUGUGAAGGGCUGUAAUGAUGAUGAUGAGAUUAGGAUGAGGAUGAGUAUUAUCUGUUGUGCAGUAUUAUCGUCACCAUGAUUGAAAUGGACCAAUAGGACAUUUAUAUAAAAUACACACAGAUAGUUUAAAGUAGCAAGUGUCUAUAAUAUAUACUGAUUGCACAUUUGCAAUAUAAUCCAAUGGAUCCUUUUUGUAGUAAAUUAUUUAUUGUUAAAUAAAAUUUAUUAAUAAUAUUUCAUUUUUCAGCUCAUUCCGCAUUAGACUGUGAAAGAAAAAUAUAUGUACUCCCAAGUAAUAGCAAAAUAUCUUACAUGUAACAUUAACAUAAUCUAAUAAUUAAGCAAUACAAUUUUGAUAAGAAUUAUUGUUAUUAGCAGGUGGUUUAUGUAAAAAAAAAACUUAUUAUAUAUGAGUCUAUGUUUGAGUCACUGCCAUUUUAUAAAUAAUUCAAAUAUUCGUUCCUUUAAUUUUUUAAUUUUAAAAUUUAAUUCAAUUAUUCUUUUCAAAAAUAUUGCUUAUUUUAUCAUAAGUAUUUGCGGUUAUAUUGUGUGAAAAUAUGCUUAUGAAACCAAAAUUUGUUUUGAUGCUUAACUUGUUUUAUUGUUCAGUUACUGUUAUUAUAAAAUAUUUUAGAGGAAUCUAGAAUCUUUUUAGGAUAAAAGUGUUCAUUGCAGAUGUGACUUUAUUACAAAAGAAAACUCUAGUAAAUAACUCAAUCUUGAUAUUAUUAUAUUAACAAUACUCACUCAUUUUAAAUGUAUCAUUAUAAAUAUUAUUGAAGUCAGUGUCUCUCAAACGUUUGUUGUUGUGUUGUGUUAUUGGCUGUUUUGUGACAAAAUAUUGCUUUAUCGCCUAAUAUACAUAUUUUCUAAUUAGACAUGUGUCAAUCUUAAAAUAUUUGGUUGUAUGACCCUGGUUGCAUUAAGGAUUAAUGAUUGCAAUAUCUAAUAAUCAUUAAUGAUUGCAAAUAUAAUAAUCUUUUGAAUGAUCCAGAACAAACAACUAUUCAAACAUGAACUAUUUUAAAAUGUGAUAUGUGAUUGACUUUUUUUUCACAAAUUGUGUAUGUAAUAGCAUUACGUCAAUAGACUUUUUACUAUUAAUAAAAAAAAGUAAUUAUAGCUUCAUCCUGUACUAUUAUUAUAAGGCUGAAAAAUUUGUAUAUGAGUUUAAGAUAAUCAUGAAAGUUUCCAUAAUAAUCUUGUAUGGAUAUAUAUAUAUUAUACCUACAAGACUGUUUUAUCCCUCAUGGUACAUGUAUUUUAGAUACAAAAGCAUUUUCAUUAUUAAGUACAUAGUGAAUAUUAUUCAAAAUAUAAAUCUUAUCACAGUGUAAAAGUUCUCAAUAUUAUGCAAUGAUUAUACAAAUAGUAAAAUGAAGUAUUUAUUUGUGUUCAAUCAAAAGCAAAUGACCUGUGUUCACAAAUGACAAAACCAUGCGGAAGUCACAGAUUACUGCAACCCAAAAUAAUCCAUGUGAAUGAUCAACCCAAAUGACUUAGUUCAUAUGGUGAGAAAUGAAUGAUUGGCUAAAAAUGAAGAAUUGACACAUGUCUUUUUCUACUUAUUAAUUUAUAUUCUUAGAAACUCAUUGAUGAUUUUGAGCAUUUAUUGUUAUUUACCUUAUAUAGUAUUAUGACACCUAUUCUUUCUAAUAAUAUAUUUUAAUCAUAUUAAAAAUGACAUUAUGUUUAUAAUCUAAGUAAACAAUAGUAUUUAAUUUCUUAUUCUUAAAGACAAAAUAAUGUAAUUGCGUUUGUACAUAUAGCACCUAUUAUUGAUAUGAUUUUUUUUAUAGAUCUAUUUUGCUUAGUUGUAUUAUAUCUUACUUGAAUUUGUAAUUUGUUUACUUUUUAAUAGGAAAAGUAAUAAUAUUGAAUUUAAAUGAUCUGGAUUUACAUUACUUACUAAUAUCUUUUGUAAAAUAUAUGGUAGUGGUGUGUUAGCAAAGAAUAGAUAAAAGUACAAGUAUAGGUAGGUACUAAGUAGUAACAUACUUCACUACUUGUGUAUUUGCAUUGUAAUAUAUAUGCAUUUAAGUUAUUGUAUU